AUGGGGAAGGGGGGCAACCAGGGCGACGGGGCCCCGGAGCGCGAGGCGCCGCUGCCCACCUUCCGCUGGGAGGAGAUCCAGCAGCACAACCUGCGCUCCGACCAGUGGCUGGUCGUCGACCGCCGGGUCUACGACGUCACCCGGUGGUCCGGCCGGCACCCGGGCGGCCACCGCGUCCUCCGGCACUUCGCGGGCGAGGACGCCACGGAUGCCUUCCGCGCCUUCCACCCAGACCUCAAUUUUGUGCGCAAGUUCAUGAAGCCCCUGCUGGUCGGCGAGCUGGCACCCGAGGAGCCCAGCCAGGACCGCGACAAGAGCUCCCAGAUCACCGAGGACUUCCGGGCGCUGAGGAAGGCGGCCGAGGACAUGAACCUGUUCAAGAGCAACCACCUCUUCUUCCUCCUGCUGCUGGCCCACAUCCUCGCCAUGGAGAGCCUCGCCUGGUUCACCGUCUUCUACUUCGGCAACGGCUGGAUCCCCACCAUCAUCACCGCCUUUGUGCUGGCUACCUCGCAGGCCCAGGCCGGCUGGCUGCAGCAUGACUACGGCCACCUGUCCGUCUACAAGAAGUCCAUGUGGAACCACAUCGUCCACAAGUUCAUCAUCGGCCACUUGAAGGGUGCCUCCGCCAACUGGUGGAACCAUCGCCACUUCCAGCACCACGCCAAGCCCAACAUCUUCCACAAGGACCCGGACGUGAACAUGCUGCACGUGUUUGUGCUGGGCGAGCAGCAGCCCGUGGAGUACGGCAAGAAGAAGCUGAAAUACCUGCCCUACAACCACCAGCACGAGUACUUCUUCCUGAUCGGGCCGCCGCUGCUCAUCCCCAUGUACUUCCAGUACCAGAUCGUCAUGACCAUGAUCGUCCGCAGAGACUGGGUGGACCUGGCCUGGGCCGUCAGCUAUUACGCCCGCUUCUUCAUCACCUACAUCCCCUUCUACGGUGUCCUGGGCGCCAUCCUCUUCCUCAACUUCAUCAGGUUCCUGGAGAGCCACUGGUUCGUGUGGGUCACGCAGAUGAACCACAUCGUCAUGGAUAUUGACCGGGAGCCGUACCGGGACUGGCUAAGCAGCCAGCUGGCAGCCACCUGCAACGUGGAGCAGUCCUUCUUCAACGACUGGUUCAGCGGGCACCUCAACUUCCAGAUCGAGCACCACCUCUUCCCCACCAUGCCGCGGCACAACUUCCACAAGGUGGCGCCGCUGGUGCGGUCCCUGUGCGCCAAGCACGGCAUCCCGUACCAGGAGAAGCCGCUGCUGAGGGCCCUGCAGGACAUCGUCCGGUCCCUGAAGAAGUCUGGGGACCUGUGGCUGGACGCCUACCUCCACAAAUGA
Molecule: messenger RNA, 1335 nt
Organism: Pipistrellus nathusii (Nathusius's pipistrelle)
Lineage: Eukaryota; Metazoa; Chordata; Mammalia; Chiroptera; Vespertilionidae
Source: the annotation of a GenBank genome assembly